Messenger RNA from Caenorhabditis bovis, 558 nucleotides. The record is from the annotation of a GenBank genome assembly. Lineage: Eukaryota; Metazoa; Nematoda; Chromadorea; Rhabditida; Rhabditidae.
AUGGCAUUAUGGUUUUCGGAUGUAUCGAACGCAUGUCUUCGUCGACUUAAUUAUCCACCUCCGCAACCUUUGGAUAUUAGAGUUUCCGCUGCCGAUUCUGUAGUUAGCGUCAUUCUGGGAUUCGUUUUCCUCAUUCAAGGAUUAUUAAUGGAAUGGAUACCAGUCCCAUUACUCUCAACAGUCGCAUCCUUUGUGCACGUCUGCCUUCUGAAUUCUAUGUAUUGCUUCGAGUAUUUUUGGUCAUCUCGCAGCGUCAAAUUCAAAAGUCGCAUAAAUUCUAUUGAAUCACGCUGGACGUAUUUCGUCGGUUUCGGAACUCCAAUAUCUCUCGCCUCUUCGUUGUCUGGAAGUGUUGUAGUUAAUGGAUGCGUUUUUGCCAUGUUGUUUCCAUUCUUCAUCAUUAGCAGCUAUAAGGCUGACUGGAAGCGCGAUUAUCGCGGAGCGACAAUUCCGAAAAUUAGAAUAUUCCUUCCUUCUGUCAUUAUAACAGAUUUCUUUUCAAGACUAUUCAAGAGUCUAGUUCUGCCAUCUGACAAUGCCAUGCCAAAGAGUGAUUAG